Molecule: messenger RNA, 399 nt
Organism: Cryptosporidium muris RN66
Lineage: Eukaryota; Apicomplexa; Conoidasida; Eucoccidiorida; Cryptosporidiidae
Product: DNA-directed RNA polymerases I, II, and III subunit RPABC2, putative
Exons: 1
Coding region: 1-399 (132 amino acids)
Biological process (GO): DNA-templated transcription
Cellular component (GO): RNA polymerase I complex; RNA polymerase II, core complex; nucleus
Molecular function (GO): DNA-directed RNA polymerase activity; DNA binding
Source: RefSeq, a predicted model, not a curated record
AUGAAUGAAAUAGAUGAAUCUGGAGGGAGGUUUGAAGAUGAGGAGGAUGAUUUUGUAGAUGAAGAGUAUUUAGAGGAAGAUGAAAUAGAAGCUAGUGAUGAGAAUGUAGAGAUUAUGACAGAUGAUGUAAUACAUAAUAAAUAUGAAGGAAAACCCUGUGAAGGUCCAAGAAUUACAACACCUUAUAUGACAAAAUUUGAGAAAGCAAGAAUAAUAGGAACGAGAGCUUUACAGAUUAGUAUGAACGCUCCUGUAGCAAUUCCCUUAGAUGGUGAAACAGAUCCAUUAAUUAUAGCUGAAAAAGAAUUAUAUGCAAAGAAAAUACCCUUUAUAAUUAGGAGAUAUCUUCCAAAUGGUAAUUACGAAGAUUGGAAAAUUGAUGAAUUAAUACUAGACUAA